Chara braunii is the source of this 2039-nucleotide messenger RNA. Lineage: Eukaryota; Viridiplantae; Streptophyta; Charophyceae; Charales; Characeae. The record is from the annotation of a GenBank genome assembly.
CUCGUUGAAGUUCCUUUCAGUCUGCUCUUAUCGGCCAGAUCACUUCGAGAUCAGGGGAGGGAGUCGGAGCUUUUUCGGUGAGAACACUGCCAUGGCGUCAAUUGGGAUCGAUCUUGGUACCUCGUUCUGCUGCGUCGGAGUGAGCCGACGGGGUAGAGUAGAGAUUAUACCUUUUGAAACAGGAUCAAGAUUGAUGCCUUCUUUCGUAGGAUUCACGGAAAGCGGUCGAGAAGUGGGCGAGGCAGCGAGGCUAAGCUCAGUUGAAGAUCCCGAAAACGUUUUUUACGAGGCUAAGAGAUUGAUAGGUAGGGAAUUCACGGACGAUUGCGUGCAGCGGGAUCUGAAGCAGUGGCCAUUCAAGGUGGUGCGAGGAGAGAGCGGGUCGGCUGCUUUACAGCUUGGCGAUGGUGCGCUUGCAGGAGUGCGGCACAAGACGUUUGCUCCAGAGGAGAUCGCAGCGAUGCUGUUGUCGAAGAUGAAGGAGACGGCAGAAGAUUACCUUAGCUGCGAGGUCGAGAGCGCUGUGAUCACUGUGCCGGCUUACUUCAACGAUUCCCAGCGUCGAGCCACGAGGGAUGCGGGGAGAAUCGCUGGGCUGAACGUGUUGCGUUUGCUGAACGAGCCAACUGCAGCGGCCCACGCAUAUCUGGACCACAAGAUCAUCCCAGUGGUGCGGGAAGAAACGAGCCGCGCGGUGUCGCAGGCGCUCGUCCUUCGGAAUCCAGCCAGUCUGGCGGUGGGCAAUCGCGGGAGCAGCGAGGAUGGAGAGAAAGUGUUGGUGUUCGAUCUGGGAGGGGGGACCUUUGACGUCGCCAUCCUGCGCGUUUGCGGAUCGAAGUGUAAGGUCUUGGUGCUCAACGGGGACACUCAUCUAGGUGGAGCCGACUUCGACAACAACCUUGUGCGGCACGUCUUCGAUCAGCUGGCCACGAGGCAGCCCGGCAGAAGCGUCGGAUGGCAGUCGGAUCCUAGGUUCCAGAGCAAGCUGAAGAAAGCUUGCGUGCUCGCCAAGCACGUAUUAACUAAUCAUCAGAUGGCUUACGUUGAGGCUGGCAACGAGAGGAUCCCGAUCACUCGGGCCACGUUCGACAAGAUCAAUGGGGUUCUGUUCCGAAGGUGCAUGGACAUUGUUCAGAAAGCCUUGGACGAUGCCAAGCUCAGCGCCUCCCAGAUCUCGAACGUACUGCUCGUCGGAGGAUCAUCUAGGAUUCCCAAGAUCAAGGCCAUGUUGAAGACGAUGUUCAAUGGCAAGCAGCCGCAGCAGUGUCUUCAUCCGGACGAGGCCGUCGCUCACGGGGCAGCCGUGCUGGCAGAUAUCUUGGGGGGAGACAAGUGUGUGGACAGGAGUAUCCUCCCCGUACAGGAGGUUACCCCGCUGAGCCUUGGAGUGGGCCUUCGUCUAGACCGGAUCUUGCAGCUGAUUCCAAGGAACACGGAUCUCCCUGCUGAACAGACACAGCGUCUGACCACUGGAUCUGAUUGGGAAACCUCAAUGUGUUUCCGUAUUUACGAAGGAGAGCGUCCAGUUCCCGAAGAGAAUCACUAUCUGGGGGAACUAGAACUCGCUGGGUUCAAACCACGGGAGGCUGGCGAGGCGGAGGCAGACCUUCACGUACGCAUUGACGAGGACUGUAUCGUGCAUGUCUCAGCAACUGGAGUCAAAAACCAUUCGGAGCCGGGAAAGAGAGCAUGUGCAGUGAUUACCAACACAGGCCCGCUGUCGGAGUCGGCCAUCCAGAGCAUGAUAGCUGACGCGGAAAGCUAUAAGAGAGAGGAUAAGGAGUUUCUUCGCUGUUGCCAAGUGUGGGACCAACUCGAUCUGCGAGCGCGGGAGGCGAGAAAGGCUAUCGCUGGGGUGGGUUAUCCUCUCAGAGAUUCGCUGCAGUCUCUUAUCACUGAAAUCCUCGACGAUGAUCACGCAGCCUCUGCCGUGCGUCGCGGCAUGGGGUACGUUCAGCAGAAGCGAAGAGAACUCGAGCUUGCAUGCAAGAGUGCCGGAAUAUGACACGCAGCAACGUUUCGCCCGAUUGGAGACAACC